Messenger RNA from Anopheles aquasalis, 827 nucleotides. It is a transcript of the gene DCTN3-p24, whose product is annotated as Dynactin 3, p24 subunit. Gene Ontology annotation, cellular component: dynactin complex. The record is from RefSeq and is a predicted model, not a curated record. Lineage: Eukaryota; Metazoa; Arthropoda; Insecta; Diptera; Culicidae. Gene Ontology annotation, biological process: cytoskeleton-dependent cytokinesis.
CACAUCACUGUGGGGAGUUGUUUACAAAAAGUGGAAUUUUGGAAAACCGGAAAAGUGGCUAAAAAUUAAUAAUUUAGAUAGUUUACUGUUAAGGGCCAUUAAGCAAUAGUUAAUUAAGGAUUAUGGAUGCCCUGAGUGUGAUCGAGAAACGGUUGGAGCAUCUGAACCAGCUGCUCGGCCCGUUGCCAACCGACGAAAGCCAAUCGGAAAACCUGACCGAGGCCAUCCUUUCAGCAGCGUCCUUCCUGCCGUCCGCUAGCACCGGGCACCUCGCCGACGGAGCGGCCCGUAGCGCCAUUCUGGAGUCGUUCAAGCGAAAGGACGAGCUGGAAGCGUACCUGGAUCCAGCAUUCAUUGAGGAGAAGCAGGACAUCAAGGCGAAGGAAAUGUACAUCAACACGAUAGCCAACGAUCUGGCCGGGACGUUCGAGAUGCUGCAGAAAAUCAAAACCCUCGAACCUACGCUCGGGGCGGAGUACUUUCGUAACCUGCCCGAUGUGAGCGACCAGCUGAAGACGAUGACCACGACGAUGGCGGAACAGAAGCAGGCCAACGAGUUGCUCGAGGAAAGCCUCGUGAUUGCGAUGCAACGUUAUGGCGAGAUUCAGGCGGGAAUCAAAGAUUCGCUCAAAGGUAUGACCGAUCGUUUGGACCAGCUGGAAGAGCGCUUGGCGCAGAAGAAAAAGGAAGACAAGGACAUUUAAAGCGGACCAAGGGGUUUUUGGUUAAACAUUUUUCUUUUUUUUUAUGUAAGCAACUAUCUGCGAUCAUGUCACUAAACUAUUCCUACUCGCUUAUCAAAUAAAACAAACUUCAUUGAAACAUUA